CCCGCCGCUGCGCUGGGGACCGGGAUCCGCGCGUCCGGGGCGGCUGGCGGCGCGGGCGGGCGCGGACGGCAGGCUGGGGGCGGCGGCAGCGAGGGGCCGCGCGCGGAGGGCGCCGGGCGCAGCAUGGGCGGCCCACGGGCCUGGGCGCUGCUCUGCCUCGGGCUCCUGCUCCCGGGAGGCAGCGCCGCGUGGAGCGUCGGGGGAGCGCAGUUCUCAGGACGCAGGAACUGGUGCUCGUACGUGGUGACCCGCACCAUCUCAUGCCACGUGCAGAACGGCACGUACCUUCAGCGAGUGCUGCAGAACUGCCCCUGGCCCAUGAGCUGCCCGGGCAACAGCUACAGAACCGUGGUGAGACCCACAUACAAGGUGAUGUACAAGACAGUGACCGCCCGGGAGUGGAGGUGCUGCCCCGGGCACUCGGGGCCCAGCUGCGAGGAAGUUGCAGGCUCCUCUGGCUUCGUGGAGCCCAGGUGGUCAGGCAGCGCCAUGCGGCGGAUGGUGCUCCGGCCCACAGCCUUCUCAGGUUGUGUCAACUGCAGCAAGGUGUCGGACCUGGCGGAGCGGCUGAAGGUGCUGGAGGCCAAGGUCGCCCUGCUGACUGUCACCCAGCAGGAGGUGCCCCCAACCCCAGCUGCCCCCGAGGACCCCGCCCCUCUCUGGGGCUCCCCAGCUGCCCAGGGCAGCCCUGGAGAUGGAGACCUCCGAGGGCUGCCCGGAGCCAGAGAAACCCCGAGGGCCCCGCUGCUCCCUCGAGAUGACCGAGUUGGUGCCCGGGGACUUCCCGGGCCCAUUGGCCCCAAGGGAGACAUUGGCAGCCGGGGCCCAACAGGAAUGAGAGGCCCCCCAGGUCCACAGGGCCCCCCAGGGAGCCCUGGCCAGGACGGAGCUAUGGGCAUCCCUGGAGAAAGGGGACCACCAGGCCCCCCAGGGCCCCCGGGGCCCCCCGGCCCCCCAGCCCCCGUUGGACCACCCCACGCCCGGAUCUCUGAGCAUGGGGACCCAUUUCUGUCUAACACCUUCACUGAGACCAGCAGCCACUGGCCCCAGGGACCGGCUGGGCCCCCUGGGCCCCCAGGGCCUAUGGGUCCCCCUGGACCUCCUGGUCCCAUGGGCAUCCCUGGGAGCCCUGGCCAUACAGGACCCCCAGGCCCCACUGGACCCCAAGGAAUCUCUGGCCACCCCGGAGAAAAGGGUGAGAGAGGACUGCGUGGAGAGCCAGGCCCCCAAGGCUCCAUGGGACAGCGGGGGGAACCUGGCCCCAAAGGAGACCCCGGUGAGAAGAGCCAUUGGGCUCCUAGCUUACAGAGCUUCCUGCAGCAGCAGGCUCAGCUGGAGCUCCUGGCCAGACGGGUCACCCUGCUGGAAGCCAUCAUCUGGCCAGAACCAGAGGGGUCAGGGGCAGGCCCUGCCGGCGUGGGCACCCCCAACCUCCUUCGGGGCAAGAGGGGAGGACACACAGCCAACUACCGGAUCGUGGCCCCCAGGAGCCGCAACAAGAGAGGCUGAGGGUGGCGGUGGCCCCUCGGGUGGGCCAGGCCAGCCGCCUCCGGGGGCCGCCCAUCCAUAUUUAUUAACGUCCUCAGGGUCCCUCUGCCACCUAGGCCUUUGGGGGAAGCAGGGCUAGGUCCUGGCCCCCCAGGCAUG
Molecule: messenger RNA, 1647 nt
Organism: Myotis daubentonii (Daubenton's bat)
Lineage: Eukaryota; Metazoa; Chordata; Mammalia; Chiroptera; Vespertilionidae
Gene: EMID1
Product: EMI domain containing 1
Molecular function (GO): protein binding
Source: RefSeq, a predicted model, not a curated record